CACACAGCCCAUGGGCCUAAGUAGUGAGAUACAAGGCCAGUGCCGUACAUGAGCCUGGUUCAGAAGGCCCAAAAUAAAUAACACAAUGAACAAACAAUUGUUGUUUUAUAUUGGACGGUUAGGAUUUGAAGACUUAUGGAAAUGACCGCAGUAGAUCAGUCCUCCUCGUUCCCUUCUUCCGCUCCUUCAUCUAAACCCUAAAUCCCGCUAAUUUUUGUUUGCAGAUCUCGCUGAUUCUCGCCGAAAUACUACACUCUGGUGAGCUCAAUCGUGGCGGAGGGAAACCCUAGAUCGCCAAGAUGUCAAUGUCGAAGAGCUCGAAGAUGCUCCAGUACAUCAACUACCGGAUGCGGGUUACGAUUCAGGACGGCCGGCAGCUGGUCGGUAAGUUCAUGGCGUUCGACCGCCAUAUGAACCUCGUCCUCGGCGACUGCGAGGAGUUCCGCAAGCUCCCGCCGGCGAAGGGGAAGAAGAACAAUGAGGAGCGAGAGGACCGUCGCACUCUCGGUCUCGUCCUGCUCCGAGGCGAGGAAGUCGUGUCCAUGACCGUCGAAGGCCCCCCUCCUCCAGAAGAGUCGCGCGCUAAGUCGGUGGCUGCUAGUGCGAUUCCCGGUCCCGGAAUCGGUCGCGCGGCGGGGCGAGGAAUUCCGACGGCUCCUCUCAUCCAAGCCCAGCCUGGACUCGCCGGACCGGUUCGCGGAGUCGGUGGCCCUGCUCCUGGAAUGAUGCAACCGCAAAUCUCGCGUCCUCCCGUCCCCAACAUGUCUGCUCCGCCGAUGAGUUACCCAGCUCCGCAACCGGGUGGCCCGCCGGUUAUCCGGCCACCGGGGCAGAUGCCACCUAUGCAGUACCCGGGACAAGGGCCGCCGAUGGGCCGUGGUCCUCCGCCGCAGGGUCCGCCUCAGUUUGCUCCCAGGCCACCGCAGCAGGGGUUCCCUAUGCCUCCACAGUUUGCGCAGAGACCGAUGGGAAUGCCUCCACCACAGGGUCCGCCUAUGAUGAGAGGGCCUCCUCCUCCUCCAAGACCUGGAAUGCAAGCCCCACCGCCGCCGCGCCCUGGCAUGCCGCCUCCUCCUGGUGGUGUGUUUGGACCCCCACGACCUGGCAUGCCCCCGCCUCCACCUAAUCAGCAGCAACAAAAUCAACAGCAAUGAGGAGUAAGUUCGUCUGAAGUUAUUGUUCUUAUCAAUUUGGGAUAUUUCUUUCUCAUAUGAUACUGCUCUUUGAUUUUCAGUUGGUGUUCUGUCUUUGUGAAUGAAUUGAUCAUAUUACACAUGAGUGUUAGGCUUAGUAACGUGCUCCCAUAGUACACCAUAAGAACAUCAAAUCGAAUCCAUGCUGCGCCCUGUACAAUUGGUUGCCUCACUAUACUGAUUUUGAUUACUUAACAUGUGCUCUCAUACCCAUCUAUGAUAGAUUUCUGCAGACCUAGUUGUUGCCCGCAUAUCGGGAGCAUUAAAAUAGACAGUGUAUAGGAAUGUAUGGUUGAAACAGAACUUAAGCAAUCAACAUAAGUUCUUAAUCAGGGAUCGACUUGGUUGUUUUUUUUUUUUGUGCAUUCUUGUUAAUUCCUUUUGCGUCCGCCAGAAUUUUCUUUUACCUGUAGCAUAUGUAUAGUUAGCGUAAUCGUUCUCUGUUGGGGUCUUGUUGUAGCAGUAGCACCUGCUUAAGGACUACCAGAAUGUAGAUAUCUUUGCCUGGCUUGAGUAGGCAUACAGUGAUGCUGUUGGGUCCUGAUGUUUGGGUAUUAUGACUUACCUCGGAUGCAUUUUGUUCCUUGGUGAACAUGACAUUAUGGAUUACUUGCAUAGUGUUACCAAGAGGCAAGAACCCACAGUUUUUUUGUGUUUCGUUGCUUAGUAUGAAUGUGAGUAAUAAUAAGUGAACGAUUUUCAGCUUCUGCAUUGCUUUUGACAGUUAAAAUAUGUUGACAUGAAGCAGGAUCGUGUUUGUCAAGGAUGCUUUGGAAAAUCGGCAAGAGUGUAGAAGAGUGUCACUUCAGGCUCUCCGCGGAUUUUGGUGCCAUUUGAUGAUGAUGUUGCUGAGGGUCUCUGCUACUACUUAUUUGGAUGUUUGGUAGAGCUAUCAAAACUGUUCUGUGCAUCUUUGGUUGCGUAUUUUGUAAUGUGGAUUUCACAUCUUGUUAUAACAGUAGAGCUUGUUAAUGUGGAGCCUUAAAAGAUCUGCUGCUCGAGUAUGAAUGACCAACCUAAAUAUGUAGUGUCGACUGUCAGUUCUCCAGGCAAUUUUGUAAUACAUGGAAAGAACCGAACUACCUCGCUGCUAUUCGGAUUGCUUGGCAUGAAUUGAGUAAUGGUUUGGAAGUUCAUUCCUUAUUUUAGGUGCUUCUCGACCCUCAAGGAUCCUGAUGGCUUAUACUCCAGGUCUAUAUAGCCUAUAUAUGCUGAUGCGUUCCCCAAGUGCAGGUUAAAGACCUAAACGGUCACUAGCUUUUGGUGUAUAUUUUUUGUAAUUAAGUAGUAUUGUCGACUCGCUCAACUGUUAGAAAUGAAUGCGCACAAUGCAG
Messenger RNA from Linum trigynum, 2527 nucleotides. The record is from the annotation of a GenBank genome assembly. Lineage: Eukaryota; Viridiplantae; Streptophyta; Magnoliopsida; Malpighiales; Linaceae.